AUGUUCUCCAAGUCGGCUCUUGCGGUUGCUGCUCUCCUGGGCUCCUCCCUUGUUGAUGCUCACAUGCUCCUUGUCAACCCUGAACCCUACAACUUCAAGUCCUGGGACAACUCUCCAAUCGAGGCGGAUGGAAGCAACUUCCCCUGCAAGGAAACCGACUAUACUGUCACCAAAGAGAACCAGAUGACUAAGGGUCAGCCCCAACAACUUGAGUUCAAGGGUAGUGCAACCCACGGUGGUGGCUCUUGUCAGAUCAGUAUCACUUCGGACCGACAGCCUACCAAGGACACGAAAUGGAGCGUCAUCAAGUCUAUUGAGGGUGGUUGCAUGGACCCGAAUGAGGGCGACACCAACAGCGGAACUGCCGCGGGUGCGAAGAGCUCAUUCACCCCUAGUUUUACCAUUCCCGAUAGUUUCGAGGAUGGCAAAUAUACCCUCGCCUGGACUUGGUUCAACCGCAUUGGGAACCGUGAGAUGUACAUGAACUGUGCUCCGAUUACUCUGAGUGGGGGUGGCUCGUCGAAGAGAUCGGAUGAAUCUGCUGUCAAGAAGCGUGCUGAAGAAUACCCUCCUCUGUUUAUUGCCAACAUCAACGGUUGUCAAACGAAAGAGAAAAAGUCCAUUCGCUUUCCCAACCCCGGUGACGAUGUUGAAUCCCUCAACGAGAGCCACCUUCUCGCAGACGCCAGCAGUGUUUGUGACACUGGCUCACCUACCUGGGGAGGUGAUGGCAUGAGCGGCGGCGGCGGCUCUGCCCCCGAGCCUACUUCUGCAGAUGGUGGUGCUGGAUCCGAGCCAACGCCCACCGCUUCUGUCAGCGUCGGAGGAGCUGCCGGUGUCGCCCCAAUCCAAACCGGACAGACCACUACCACUCAAGCGCCCGCCCCCGUUGCUCCCACCGCUUCAUCGACCUUCGUGUCUUCUCCUGCUGCCCCCACCGCCGCCCCAACCUCAACGCCCGGUGGCUCUUCAGGGUCUACCGAGGGUGCUCUUUCCGGCGCCUGUACCGACGAGGGUGCCUGGAACUGCGUUGGAGGAUCCUCCUUCCAGCGCUGCGCCAGCGGUCAAUGGACUGCAGUCCAAGCCAUGUCGGGCGGCACCCAGUGCACCCCUGGCCAGAACCGCGACUUUGCUGUCAAGGCUGUCGAGGUCAAGUCCCGCAUGCUCAAGGAGAAGCGCCGACGCGUGCACGGUCACAACCACGCAUAG
Aspergillus versicolor CBS 583.65 is the source of this 1209-nucleotide messenger RNA. Its product is annotated as lytic polysaccharide monooxygenase AA11 family protein. The record is from RefSeq and is a predicted model, not a curated record. The transcript has a single exon. NCBI's taxonomy places the organism in Eukaryota, Fungi, Ascomycota, Eurotiomycetes, Eurotiales, Aspergillaceae. The coding region runs from base 1 to 1209 and encodes 402 amino acids.